AUGUCGAAAAAAACAGCCGCAUAUAUGAGAUGGCACAAAGAUAAGCGUGUGGAUGAUGAAGUAUUACGACAUCCAGCUGAUGGUGAGGCAUGGAAGGACUUUGAUGGUCAGCAUCCUAUGUUCUCUGCAGAUCCUUGGAAGUGUAUGAAAGAUCUAUUUUUCAUGAUGUCAAUGCUUAUUCCUGGACGAUCCGCACCUGGAAGAGACAUCGAUGUUUCUUUGCAACCAUUAGUAGAGGAGUUAACCAAUUUGUGGGAGCAUGGUGUGCAAACAUAUGAUAGUACAAAAGGUUACUUGGCCUACCCUAAUCGUAUCAUGGAUGCAUCAUCUCAUAGUCUGCGAUGUAAGAUAGGGUAUAUGGGUGCUCGGUGGUACUUACCUGAGAACCAUAAUUGGCAAAGAAGUAAGCUCUUCAACGGUGAAAUUGAGAAUCGGUCCAAACCUGUGGAGUUAUCGGGUGAACAAAUACUUGACAAAAUUAAUUUGGGGACGUAUAGGCCGUAUAGAAAGCAUCCAAACAACCGAAAAAGACAAAGGAAUGAAAAUCCAACUCCGAACUUGACAAAACGAAGCAUUUUGUUCAACUUACCCUAUUGGAAAACACUGAAGCUUCGACACAACCUUGAUGUCGUGCACAUAGAAAAGAAUAUAUAUGACAAUCUAGUUGGGACACUAUUGAGCAUAGAUGGCAAGAACAAGGACACAGACAAAGCACGUUUGGAUCUGGAGGAUAUGCGAAUACGAAAGGAGUUACACUUGACAUGGCAUGCAAAUAGCUCUUUGGAGAAGCCUCCAGCAUUGUACACAUUGUCCCCGACAGAGAGACAGAUAGAGAGACAAGGGUUUGCUGAUUUCUUGAAAUCAAUUAAGUAUCCUGAUGGCUAUGCGGCAAAUAUAUCCAAUUGUGUCACCGCAAAUGGUGGUAAGUUAGUUGGCCUCAAGAGUCAUAACGGCCAUGUCCUUCUACAACGACUUCUUCCAAUUGGGAUGCGAGGAUACCUUCCUACUGAGAUUGGGACCACAUUGCUGAUGUUUACAUCUAGGAUGCUCGGACUUCUGAAAGGAUUUGUGGGCAAUAAAGCUCGGCCAGAAGGUUCCAUUGCGGAGGGCUACAUAUCGAAAGAGUUUCAUUGUAUUUGCAUGGAGUUGAAACGGUGUUUAACCGGGAAGAAAGGAACUAUGAUGGGGGUGACAAUGACCCGGGGUUGGCGAUUUUCACUCAAAAUGUUCGUCCUUUUGAUGAACCAAUUGCGAAAUCAAAAGUCACCCGAAGCAACCGAUGAGAUGUUGUCAUUAGCCAAUGGUCCUAAUGCUUUAGUGAACACAUAUUCGGGAUGCAUUUCUAAUGGUGUUCGAUUCCAUAGUAUCGACCGUGAUAACCAUCGUAAAUGUCAAAAUAGUGGAUUGGUAGUGGAGGGGGACUACCAAGGCCAAUUGAUAAAGUUCUACGGCUAA
Molecule: messenger RNA, 1455 nt
Organism: Camellia sinensis
Lineage: Eukaryota; Viridiplantae; Streptophyta; Magnoliopsida; Ericales; Theaceae
Source: RefSeq, a predicted model, not a curated record